AUGCACAAGUACAGAGAUCACAUCUGGUUUUGUUGUGUUGUACUUUUAAUGUUAAUUUUUCUACUAUAUAUUCUCACUCUUAUUCUCACUCUCGAAAACAAUUCACCAAUGGAAUUCGCCAUAGCUGAUGCCUCAAUCAAGCAGUUCAAUAUCACAAGUGACAACACCUUAUACUACAAUUUUAAGGUCAAUAUUACUGUGAGAAACCCAAACUGCUUCAAAGCUUUGUACACGAUGAAAGCGAUUUCAUCUUAUAAAGGUAAUAGAAUUGCUGAAGUGGAUAUGUCACCCAUGGACCCAGGUUUUGAGAAGACCAUUGCGCUCAAACCUGUCGUGUUUUACGGCAACAGUUUUAUCAAACUCAGUGAUCAACAAUUUAUUGAGUAUGAUAAUGAGACACGAUUGGGGAUUAUUAAUUUAGAUUUGAAAUUAGAUUUGGAAUCUAAUCAAUAUGUUUAUUGUCUAGGUUUGAGAGUUCCUUUGAUUUCUGAUGGAAAAUUAGAAUCUACUUUCAAUGUUACCAACUGCACCCGUGAAUACCAGGGAUGGGGCUAG
Molecule: messenger RNA, 555 nt
Organism: Lathyrus sativus (Indian pea)
Lineage: Eukaryota; Viridiplantae; Streptophyta; Magnoliopsida; Fabales; Fabaceae
Source: the annotation of a GenBank genome assembly